CGGUGCAACCGACUUGGCUGUUGCCUGUUGGCACUAAGAUUUACUUUACUGUUGGAAAAAUAUCCACGACCAAAUAUAUGUUCCGUAUAAAACCAAUCCUCUCUUUCUCUGUUACUGUUUCAGUUGAAGAAUGGCGAUUUAUUUUCUCUAUCUGAUCCUCUUACUACCCAGAUUCUUAAUAUUACCACCAACAAAUGCAACAGAUUUUGUAUUCAAUGGAUUCAAUUCUUCUGAUCUCAUACUCUUUGCUAACACAACUAUAGAAUCACCAAAUAUACUCUCUCUAACUGGUUCUUCAACUUACAGUAUGGGUAGAGCUUUAUACAAAUCAAAAAUCAAAACAAAAACAAAUACAUCAUCAAAAAAGCUUCUUCCUUUCUAUACUUCUUUUAUUUUUUCAAUGGCUCCACUCAAAAAUGAAGCAGGAGGAGGUCAUGGUCUUGUUUUUAUAUUCACUCCUUCAGCAAGUAUAGCAGGUGCAACAUCUUCUAACCAUCUUGGUCUGUUUAAUCUAACUAAUAAUGGUAAUCAAAAGAACCAUGUGUUUGGUAUUGAGUUUGACGUUUUUCAAAAUCAAGAAUUUAAUGAUAUUAAUAAUAAUCAUGUGGGUGUUGAUGUGAAUUCUCUUACCUCAACCUAUUCUCACCCAGCUGGAAUUUGGAAUGAAAAUGGUAAAGAUUUUGAUGAGUUGAAAUUGAAUAAUGCUGUGAAUUAUCAAGUUUGGGUUGAUUAUUUGAAUCCUCAACUUAAUGUUUCAAUGGGUGUUGCCGGAAAGAAAAGACCUUUGAAGAAUUUGAUUAGUAUGGAUUAUGAUCUUACAGAUGUUUUGCUUGAUGAAAUGUUUGUGGGUUUUACUGCUGCAACAGGGAGAUUAUUUCAAAAUCAUAGAAUUUUAGCAUGGAGUUUUAGUAAUUCUAAUUCUUCCAUAAGUGAAUUAUUGAUCAACACAAAUUUGCCUUCUUUUGUUGAACCUAAGAGUUCUGUUUUUAGAUCAGCAAGGUUUAUUGUUGGGAUUACAGUGUCAAGUAUGAUUGUCAUUGGUUUGGGUGCCGGAGUUUACGUGUUCUUAGCUAAGAGGAGACUGUUGUUGAAGAAGAAGAGAGAGGCAAUGGAAGAUUGGGAGUUAGAGUAUUGGCCACAUAGAAUUAAUUAUCAAGAUAUUGAGUCUGCAACAAAUUGUUUUAGUGAUGAAUUUGUGAUUGGGAUUGGAGGGAAUGGAAAGGUUUAUAAAGGGGUCAUGAUAGGUGGGAUUCAGGUUGCUGUGAAGCGAAUUUCACAUGAAAAUGAUCAAGGGAUCACGGAAUUUUUAGCUGAAGUUUCGAGCUUGGGCCGGUUACAGCACAGAAACUUAGUUGCAUUAAGAGGUUGGUGUAAAAGAGACAAAGGGAGUUUGAUUUUAGUUUAUGAUUAUAUGGAAAAUGGGAGUUUAGACAAAAGAGUAUUUGAAUGUGAAGACAGUCUUUUGUUGAGUUGGGAAGAGAGAAUGAGAGUCUUAAAAGAUGUUGCAGCUGGAAUUCUAUACUUGCAUGAGGGAUGGGAAUCAAGAGUUCUACAUAGAGAUAUAAAGGCUAGUAAUGUAUUGCUUGACAAGGAAAUGAAUGGAAACUUAGGUGACUUUGGGUUAGCUCGAAUGCAUGGGCACGGACAUCAGGCAGCCAGCACAACUAGGGUUAUUGGCACAGUAGGAUAUAUGGCACCUGAAGUGAUUCGAACUGGGCGGGCUUCUGCCCAAACAGAUGUUUUUGGGUUUGGUAUUCUAAUUCUAGAGGUUGUUUGUGGACGAAGACCGAUUGAGGAUGGGAAAGUUCCUUUGGUUGAUUGGAUUUGGGGUUUGAUGGAGAAAGGUGAACUGUUGUCUGCAUUAGAUGCUCGGUUAAAGGCAAAAGGUGGUUUCGACGGUGAUGAGGUCGAGCGGAUUCUUCACUUGGCGUUGUUGUGUGCAUACCCUGAUCUGUCAGUUCGACCCACAAUGAGGCAAGUUUUGAAGCUUUUGGAAGGAGAACAUGUUGCAUAUGAAUUGGAUGAAGAAGGAACGGAGGUUUGUUUGCUUGAUAAGAUGAAAUCAACUGCAAUGUGGUCUAACUAUCUACUUAGAUCAUCUUACGGAGGACAUCCAACUUUUGAGCAGCUUCGAGAUUCACUCUCAUCUUCGGUGUCUCUCACUGCUUCAGAUAUCAUUACCGAGGGCCGAUGAUAAGUGGGUUUGGCACUACUUAACAUAAAUUUUACCCCAAAAUCAAUUGAUUAAAGGAGAGUUAUAAUAAAUAGAGAAAAAGUAGUACUACAUAAAAAUAGAGGAGCACUCUAAUAGUUGUGAGUAUUGCAUUUUCGUUCUUAACGAUAUUUUAUUGAAUUGUUUGUUUAAAAAAUAUGUAGGAUAGUGUACAUAGAAUUAAAGAUGAGAUCAAAGUAUGUUUCAGGUAUAUAUGUUUUUUGUUGUCA
Messenger RNA from Papaver somniferum (opium poppy), 2442 nucleotides. Its product is annotated as L-type lectin-domain containing receptor kinase VII.1-like. The transcript has a single exon. Gene Ontology annotation, cellular component: plasma membrane. The record is from RefSeq and is a predicted model, not a curated record. Gene Ontology annotation, biological process: protein phosphorylation. NCBI's taxonomy places the organism in Eukaryota, Viridiplantae, Streptophyta, Magnoliopsida, Ranunculales, Papaveraceae. Gene Ontology annotation, molecular function: carbohydrate binding; protein kinase activity; ATP binding. Bases 131 to 2194 code for a protein of 687 amino acids.